Funneliformis mosseae is the source of this 144-nucleotide messenger RNA. The record is from the annotation of a GenBank genome assembly. Lineage: Eukaryota; Fungi; Glomeromycota; Glomeromycetes; Glomerales; Glomeraceae.
UGCCUAUUAUUGGAAAAUCCAACUGGUAUUCCCGUUAGAUUUAAUUUAUCAGUUUCUUUUACCGAGACCGUAUUUGUUCAAGAAUUUACUAGUCCUGAAAAGCCUGGUGGUAGCAAUUCGACCAAUUUGGCCACAAAUAAUUAA